UUACACUCAGGAAGUGGCAGAUAUGUCAGCAUUUUUGUCGCGUAAACUGCACCAACAAGACUUGGACAAAACAAAAAAACAAGUAUUUCUCUAUAUGAUCCAGGACAACAUUAUGACCAGUCUCUAGUUGACGUGACUUAAUAACAUCACAGGCACAAGAUGAGCGCCACCCUCGCUGUGCCCUGCACCGUGAAAACUCCAGUCGCUCUUCAGCUAGGCGAUUCCAAAUCUGACACAUCACGUCCAGGGGUCUACAUCAUAGAUGUCACCUUACCAAUUGGUCGGACUGUUAACAUAGAAGAACUGUGCUUCAAGAACUUCUACACAGCCUUCCUGACAGUGCGACUGCUGAGGAGGGGGUCAAGGGAGCAGGAGGGGCCAGCCCGCUGGGUCACCUGUGUGAGGGACCGCCGCCUGAUGCCCAGCCCACACUCAGAGGAGGCCUCCCAGGACUACUUCUCUAUCCACAGGCGACAGAUGCUGGUGAAGCCAGACAACGUGGGCUCCCUGAGACUGAUCCUGAGACAGCCGUCUUCUGUCUGGCUCAGCUUCACUCUGGAGGAUGUCAGGAUCGUGCCUCACAUCAAAGAGGAUCCAGAGAAGGAGGCUCCUGAUUGGUUGUCUGACCUAACACAUGUGGACCAACAUUCCAAUUUAGAGGGACUUCCCAAUCCUCAGACAGUGUCCUCCAGCAUCCAGCAGAUGUGGGCGUUAACUGAGCUCAUGCAGACCAAUCAGACCACUGCUUCUAUUGGACGCUUUGAUGUGGAUGGCUGCUAUGACAUCAACUUGCUGUCCUUCACAUAACAGAGUGAGAGAGGAGAGGAAUGGCUGACCGACACAACCACAGACUUCAAUCAUACACCCCUCCCCCACACACACACACACACACACACACACAAACACACACACACUUACACCCACAUUCUCACAGUCUAUCAACAGUAAUAACAGGUUAGAUGUGUUCAGCCUGUCUGGCUGGCUUUUGGCACUUUUACUCUGCAAUCUUACAAAUCAUAAACUUGAAUUGUAAUAAUAUUGUAUUAUCAUAACAAACAUGUCAUAUAUUUCUACAGUGGUUAGAUAAGCUAUUUGAUUGUAAGACAUACUAAUGAACAUGUUGACAGCCUGGCCAGCAGGGGGCAGCAGAGAGAAUGCAUGUUAUUAUCUUAAUCAUGGUGGUACUGAUCUAUAAUAUGCAAUGCAGUUUCAUGCAACAUAAAUGUAGGAACUGUAUUAUGUUGUUGUGGAUGUGAAGGGCAUCGUGAAGUUGACUUUCAGUCUUAAUGAUAGAAGAUUGACAAUAUAAGAAUCAGUAGUAUAAUAUAAAUGACUAAUUAAAGUUAAU
Messenger RNA from Osmerus eperlanus (European smelt), 1348 nucleotides. It is a transcript of the gene nicn1, whose product is annotated as nicolin 1. Gene Ontology annotation, cellular component: nucleoplasm. Lineage: Eukaryota; Metazoa; Chordata; Actinopteri; Osmeriformes; Osmeridae. The record is from RefSeq and is a predicted model, not a curated record. The transcript has 7 exons. The coding region runs from base 160 to 807 and encodes 215 amino acids.